AUGAAUGUACCAAUCAAACUCGAGAUGAUUUACUCCGAAAUUGAAGAACAAAAGAAAUUAGCAUUACAUCAAAUAACAUUAAUAUAUAAUGGGUAUGUAUUGCCAAAGAAAGGAAAAUGUGAAGAAUGGAAUAUUAAUGACAAAUCAACUAUCAGAAUGAUACUCCCUCUUGUGUGUACUAUUAAAAAACUCUCACAAACUGAAGGACCAUGCUGUGGUGGAACAAGGAUUUCCAUCAAUGGGAGAUUUCCAUAUUCAGGAAGAAAGUAUCAAGUAGAAUUUGGAACUAUUACCACAUUGGCAACAUUUAAAUCACAUACAGAAAUAAUUGUAAUUACACCUGCACAUGAACAAGGUGUGGUUAAUGUUAGAGUGUGUUAUGAAGGAGGAGAAGAAUCAAAUCCAUUACUCUUCACAUUUGUACGAUUUGAAGGAUUUAAUAGAAAAUAUGCAAGAUGUGCAACAACACCAACAUUCACAUUAGGUGAUAAUGUCCAAUAUUCUAUUCAAUAA
Molecule: messenger RNA, 513 nt
Organism: Entamoeba nuttalli P19
Lineage: Eukaryota; Evosea; Mastigamoebida; Endamoebidae
Product: IPT/TIG domain containing protein
Exons: 1
Coding region: 1-513 (170 amino acids)
Molecular function (GO): protein binding
Source: RefSeq, a predicted model, not a curated record